Messenger RNA from Acyrthosiphon pisum (pea aphid), 2942 nucleotides. RefSeq lists its product as uncharacterized. The transcript has 13 exons. NCBI's taxonomy places the organism in Eukaryota, Metazoa, Arthropoda, Insecta, Hemiptera, Aphididae. Gene Ontology annotation, molecular function: peptidase activity. Gene Ontology annotation, biological process: protein modification by small protein removal. The coding region runs from base 388 to 2061 and encodes 557 amino acids. The record is from RefSeq and is a predicted model, not a curated record.
GCAUAUCACUCCUCGGACCCCGCGAUCUUUGUCUGCUUAUUACGUCGAUGUGAUACAAUAGUUGCAAAUAUACAACAAGUAACAUCCGUGACCGCAGAACCGAACAGUACGUACUCCGUAGCAAGUUGUGAAUUCAUUAUCAUCGAUUCCAUUAGUCAUUGUCGUCUGAUCAAAAAUUAAAGAACACAUUUUUCUUCUUAUCCAACGUCAAUUGCGUCACCGUCUGACAUCUACUUUUGCCCAUCAGUCUUAAACUCGUACAGAUCAAAACAUUUAUUGAACCAUAUAAUAUAAUAUAUUGACCUUUCAAUUGACUUGCAAAAUUCCUGGUAAGUGUCCAAGUUGACCAAUUGGCUGCCUGUUUUGAGUGGAUUUGUACGUGCAGCAAUGGGAGAAGCAGGCGAAGAAGUCCAAUUAUAUGUUUACGAUUUGACCGGUGGUAUGGCCAAAACCCUGGGCCAGUCACUGUUACAAAAAAAUAUUGAAGGUAUUUGGCACACCGCAAUAAUAGUAUUCGGUAAAGAGUAUUUUUUUGGCUCCAAUGGGAUAUCAGUAUGCGAUCCAGGCACCACAGCCUUGGGAAAUCCACUACGUACCCAUAGUUUGGGAAAGACGUGUUUGCCGGAAGACGUGUUUCAAGAGUAUUUGCGUGGACUAGAACAGGAUACAUUCUCCGCAGACAAAUAUAAUUUAUUGCGACACAAUUGCAAUAAUUUUAGCAACGAAAUUAGUCAGUUUUUAUGCGGGAAUUGUAUUCCUAGUUACAUUUUAGACUUACCAAACGAGAUACUUAACACUCCUUUUGGUCAACAAUUGGCACCAAUUUUAGAAUUGUUCUCCAACAGUAUUGGUAUACAUCCAGGCGUAAGGAGAUCCGCAUCCGAUUUCGAAUCUCUUAACAACGAUAUCGAUUCCGCCAGAAAACAAUCAGCGUUAUUAGAAGAAAAACGCAAUAAGUUAAACGAGAAACUAGAAAAAAGAGAUAAAAGAAAGAAGAAAAAGAAGAACAAGAACAAAAACUUGAGUGAUCAGUUUUGUACUGAGUCUGAACCCAGCUCCAGCAGAUACGGUGAUAAUCGUAAAAGAAUGUCUGAAAACGGGACAAAUGGAGUAAAUGCGGAGAACGAAGUUCUCCGUCCCGCAGCCGUAAUUGACGAUAAUGACGCGGAAGACUUGGCAAGGAAGGAGCUAGAGUUAAAGCGUAAAGAACGCGACCCACCUAUAGUGUUCCAGGAUACCAUAAACGUACAAAAUGAAUUGGAACGAUUAGUUGGUUUGAUCGAUGGCCGCAUAAAUCCGGACGACAUGCAGUAUGUUGCCGAACUCGAUCAGUACAUGUUGGAGAACGAAGGCUCUUGGGCUCUGGGCGAAGGUUUCCUGUCAUUUGUCGGUAGACUAUUAAACGACAGUCAGCUAGUUUCGGAGGUUCGCGAGACAAUAUUAAACAUUUUGGCUGCGGCCGCACUUAAAGAUGAUAUCAUUUUAGUGUUGCACCAAGACAGAAGGGAGCAUAUACUUAUGAAUUACGCUAACGGAUUCGAUAAACUUCCUCUGCUUGAACAAUUAGCUCUCACUUUAUUUAUGUGCAAUUUGUUCGAGAACAGCAGCACUUCUGAAUGGCUUUUAUACAUAUCUGAAUGGCAGCUAGGUUCCGGUUCGGUGAGCAACAUUCGGGUGACAACUAAGGUGGCGGUGAAUUCGUUACUGUCCGAAGACAAGGUUCUGCAAGACCGAGGUACAGCCUUGGUGCACAACUUGGCCUGCAAGGAGAAAAUGUUAAAAAACCAAAACAUUCGAAGACUGUUACCCGUGGGAUCGUUUUUUAAGGUGUUCGAUGAUGUAGUUGUGGAACUUGCUAUGGCUGUUUUACAGUAUUUCAACAGCAAACCCAAUGAAGAGCAUAGUUUUAGAUGUAUGAAGUCUCUGGCCAGAUUUUGUCAAAUAUCUAGGCAGGAUGUACCACAGUUGGUACAAAUGAUCGGGCCUCCACCAUCUGCUUUCAAAGGCAUAUCAAAUAGAAUUGACGAACAAAUCACUGAAAUUCAAAAUUAUCUACGUUGAGAAAAAAAUGUAAAUUAAUUUUAUAGAUAAAAGCAUUUUUUAUGAUAAUUUUUUAACUCUAAUGAUAUAUUUUUAUACGGAUUGUCCAAAUUAUUAACUUGAUAUUUAUUAGUCUUAAUUUUGUUUUUUGCAUUUCAACAUUUAAUAUAUUUUUCAGUUAUUUUGUGUUCUAAAUUAAAACAUUUAUUUAACUACAUUUGAGUUUAUUUUGAAGUUUAGACCUAAUUAAUAAUUCAAAUACACACAUUUAUUUAAGAUUAUAAAAAAAUUAAAAAUUAAUGUACCUAUAGGUAUCUACAUCAUAAUUCUUAACCAUAACCAUUACAACUGAUUGUGAAUACUAUAGAUUGCUCACUGCAGUAUAAAAUACGCUGCACUAAAUUUACUAGCGAUCCUGGUUUUAUUGUUGUACUGAAGUGAGCAAUCUAUAGUAUUCAUAAUCAAUGGUAAUACUUAUGAAUUAGUUUUAUUUAUCAUAAUCAUAAUAAAAUACUAUAAUAAUAUUUAUAGAUACUCUUGAGAAUAUGCUGCAAUUCUAUUAUAAACUUAGUUUAGAAAGUAGACAAUUAAAUGUGUUACAUGUAUCUACAAAUAGUGUUAUGCAAACAUAACUAAAAAUAUAUCUAGCUUAAGAUAAAAUUUAUCUUGUGACCGUUAAAAUAUAGUUAAAAUAUAAACUAUCUAAAUUAAAAUAAAUUAUGUAGCACUGUUAUAUGGAAUUCUAUUACUUAAAAACAAAAUAUAAACAUUUAAAACUUUUUUAAUUUAUAUAUACUCUUAUCAAUAACUAUUAGUUUAUAUUGAAAUAUGGAAUUAUAUUAAGACCUAAUUAGCUUAAUUUUGAUUCUGGACGAAGCGAUAAAUAUAUUGAUUUUAUGAUA